GGGGUGGGGCGGCCCCCCGCGCCCGUGAGGGACGUGCCGCCCGCCGGGGAGCUGGUACGGCCCUCGGUGACAGAGCUGUCCCAAGUGCGGACCAACAUCCUGUGCACCGUGCCCGGCUGCGGCAAGGUGCUGCCCAACAGCCCGGCCCUCAACAUGCACCUCAGCAAGGCGCACCCGCUCCAGGAUGGAAAACUUAAUGCACCAAUAAGGAAGGGUUUGAAAACUUCACAGAAAUUCUACUGCUGUCCUAUUGAAGGCUGCCCUAGAGGACCAAACAGACCAUUUUCCCAAUUUUCUCUUGUAAAACAGCACUUUAUGAAAAUGCAUGCUGAAAAGAAGCACAAAUGUGAUAAAUGUAGUAACUCCUAUGGCACAGAAUGGUAUUUGAAACGGCAUAUAGAGGUCUGUGGCAAGACUUUCCAGUGUACUUGUGGGUGCCCUUAUGCCAGCAGAACAGCAUUACUGUCUCACAUUUACAGGACUGGCCAUGAAAUUCCUGCAGAACACAGGGAUCCUCCUAGUAAGAAAAGGAAAAUGGAGUCCUCCGUACAUAAUCAGCAGUUGGCAGAGAAAGCAAACGAAGCAUUCAGCAAUACACACAGUACUGCUCCUGGCACUCAGGAACUGGAGUCCUCUGAAGUGAAAGUAGUGGCCUCUCUUGAAGGCUCCUGCAGUUCUAACUUUACCAACCAAAUGCAGCCAAAAUGUGCACCAAAGAUGCUUUUACCCAAGCCCAAGGUGGCUUUGGUUAAACUUCCAGUAAUGCAGGUUGCUCACUUGCCUGUAUAUGUAUCUGCAACAGACUCUUCUGUCAAACCUGCUGUAGUGGCUGUUGAUAAUCAAGGUUCAGUUGUAAGUACUGUUCAUUUAUUGCCUCAAUCUAUAGGAAUUCUGAUUCCAGCCCUGGAGGCAGAAACACUUGUAUUUAAAGACAGUAUGCCUGUUUCAAAAGUGACGACUUCUGGUGAUCGUGAACCAGUAAGUACUGGUGUACAAGUUGAAUUGGACAAGGUUACAUCAAAUAACACAGGACAAGACCUGGGAAAUGUUUGUCACAAGAACAAAAUUUCUUCAAUAAAUAUACAGACUGACUUAUCUUAUAUCUCACAGAGCUUUGUACCAGCUGCAGCCUGGACUCCUAAUUCUUCUGUGUCCUCUUGUUCUCAGACAGAUCUGUCAUUCAGUUCCCAGGUAUCAUUACCCAUCAGUGUACAGACACAGACACUGCUGCCUGCUUCCAAACUGACUUCAUCCAUAGCUGCUCAGACUGAUGCUUUCAGUCAGGGCUGUUUUCCAACAUGUGGCAUUUCCAGAGAGACUCAAACCAGUAGGACACAGGACUGUAUUGAUGGAAGAGUACAGAUGGACCAGGCUGUAAUGUGCAGUGACAUUUUUGACAAUGUUCCUUCAUCAUAUAAUGUUUCUACUCACAUUGAACUUCCAGAAAACAAUUUAAUGCCUGCAAAUAUAGAUCAAACCUUGCUGCAAAGAAGUAGUUGCAAGAGCCUGCGUCAGGAUACAGUUAAGUCUGAAUCCCUUAUCAACUUCAAUACACAGACUAAUGUACUUCCACCUCAAAAUACAACAGAUAAUCAAACCCAGACAAUGGACCUGCUAAGUGAUCUGGAAAACAUCUUUUCAGGAAACAUGUCUGGCCAGACACUGGAUAAUCGUGGUCUUUUGUCUGAGACAAGUUCUAAUGCCGACACACAUCUUCCAUCUGGUCCAUCACAGAGUACAGGGAUAGACUUCGACAUUGAAGAGUUCUUUUCAGCAACCAACAUCCAAACUCAGACUGAAGAGAGUGAGCUUGGUACCCUGAACUCUGAGCCAGUUUUGGAGUCACUGGACAUUGAAACUCAGACUGAUUUCUUAUUUUCAGAUAGUGCCACUCAAUCAUAUAACUGCCGAGGCAAUUCUAACUUCUUAGGUUUGGAGAUGUUUGAUACACAGACACAGACAGACUUGAAUUUCUUUUUGGACAGUACUACCCAUCUGCCUUUAGGAAGUAUUCUGAAACAGUCCAGUUUCUCAAUGAGCACUGAUUCAUCUGAUACAGAAACCCAGACAGAAGUAUAUAUGGCUACUAAAAAUACACCUACUCAGAAUAUUGAAAGCAAAGUCCAGCUCAGUAGUGCUGAGACACAGACUAUGGAUAGCUGCUUUGAGAAUCUGGGGAGUUUAUUCCUUACCAGCAAUGAAACACAGACAGCAAUGGAUGACUUCCUUCUGGCUGACUUAGCCUGGAAUACAAUGGAGUCCCAGUUCAGUUCAGUAGAAACACAGACCUGUGAAGAGCUGUGCUCCUUGUUCCAGAGCUCUGACAAGCCCAGCCACUGAGUGCUACAAAAUAUAACUGUUUCCUGUGGUUUGAAUUUAACUUAUUGGGGUGGGAGAGAUGGCUUUACCAAGUGAUCCGCUUAGCAUUAUUGAAUGUACUUGUCAUGAGCAGUUGACCUAAGAGACUUUUCAUGCUGAAGGUACUCUAUUGAAUAUGUAACUUCACAUAAACAAUGUGUGUAUAAAUAGAGGGGAAAGGGGGAGCUGUAACAUGUUAAUGUACAUUUGAACCUUAAAAAAAUUAUGUGGUGCCUAUGUUUUUUGCUCAAACUUCUUUUCGAAGCUAUUACUGCUUUCAUCUAAGUGGAAGAACUUUUCAAGUUGUUCUCUAUAUCUCCCUCUAUUCCUGGCUUACAUGCAGGGUUCCAAUGUGCCAGACCAAAACCCUGACCUGUUCAAUUGAGAUGCUUCCCUGAACUUACGGGGGAGGAUUCUAUUAGUGUAAGCUACUUCUGUUUACUUUUUUUAGUAGCUUGUAUUUUAAAUCCGGCAUGAACAUAAUCAGCCGUAUCGUCUUCUUUUACUUUAUGCCUUCACAGCUCUUUCUCCUGCAUAAGCUGAGAUUUUCCAAUUACCUGUCCAACACACUAGACACAAAGAGAUUCUUGAAUUGUUGAAAAUAUUUAUUGUUCAAAAUGUGUGUAGAAAGCAGUAUUUUUUUUUGCCCUGAGUGGCACUGAUGCUCUUUGAAGGUAGAAAAAGAACUUGGAAUUUGUAAUUGUAGGGAAAAUUAGUAUGUUGUCCUUUUAGCUAGUGUAAUAAAUGGGACUAACAUUUUUAGAGUCUUCAGAAGGGAUUUGCUUAAAUUAUUUCUGUCUGUAAGAUGCAACUGUUACAAUGUGUGUGCCUCAGAGACUGGAAUCAUUUGGUUUUGCUGAAAUUCUCCUAGCUUUAUUGAGAUACGAGUUGAGAUACAUUACAGUGGUUUACUACCUUAAGAAAAAUCUUUACAAAUAGGAAAUUAAAUUCCUUAAAACACUCACCUUGACUUCUGUUUUUGGACUUCCUGCUUCCAAAAACAGUUGGAAUCCAUUCAGCAGAGCUGGGAGAUCAGCUCACAGCUCUUCCAGAGCAGCUCUAUCUUGCUUUUGCACUUUGAUCUGCAGCCCUCAGUUCCUGCAGCUUUCACAGUCUCCCUGAGUAUACUCAAAUUCACACAAACUGAUGUUUUAGAGAAAAAGCAUAUGACA
Ficedula albicollis (Collared flycatcher) is the source of this 3530-nucleotide messenger RNA. RefSeq names its product ATM interactor (gene ATMIN). Gene Ontology annotation, molecular function: transcription cis-regulatory region binding; DNA-binding transcription factor activity, RNA polymerase II-specific. Gene Ontology annotation, biological process: regulation of transcription by RNA polymerase II. The coding region runs from base 154 to 2340 and encodes 728 amino acids. The record is from RefSeq and is a predicted model, not a curated record. Lineage: Eukaryota; Metazoa; Chordata; Aves; Passeriformes; Muscicapidae. The transcript is spliced from 4 exons. Gene Ontology annotation, cellular component: nucleus.